AUGACGUGGAGCUAUCCAAUCCUCAACUUUUUGAAAUCCAACGGACUAAGCGGAAAUAUAUACAACUUUGUCAAAAACUUCCUCAACGACAGGACAUUCAAAAUCAGAUUAAACGGAAAAUUAUCCACCCAGAGAACUCUAGAAAACGGCAUCGCACAAGGAUCGGUCAUCAGCACCUCACUAUUCCUCAUCGCCAUAAACAACUGUGUGGAAAACAUCUCAACACCUGUGAAGGCCAACUUAUACGCCGACGAUCUCGUAAUAUAUGUGAAAGGCAAAAACAUCCACUCUAUACAAAAAAUCCUACAAAAUACUUUGUCCCGCUUAGAAAAUUGGUCAAAAACAUCGGGUUUUAGAUUCUCAACCGAAAAAACGAAAUGCAUUUCCUUCACCAAAAAAACACCAAAAUCAUCUCCACUCCUAAAAUUAUACGGGAAAACUCUAAAAUUUGAAAAAACCAUUAGAUUUUUAGGCAUUAUUUUCGACCAAAAAUUAAACUGGAAACCUCAUAUAGAAUAUCUCAAAAAAUCUUGUUAUGGAGCGAUAAACUUGUUAAAAGUACUCUCAAGCCACCACUGGGGUGCCGACACAAAAACCCUCCUACAAAUCUACCAACACCUAAUUCGAUCAAAAUUAGACUACGGAAGUAUAUCCUACGCGACAGCAAGGAAAUCUCAUAUCAAAAUCAUCGACACAAUUCAACACUCCGCGAUAAGAAUUGCACUAGGAGCCUUUUGCACUAGCCCAACUACCAGCAUGCUAUGCCUCGCCAACGAACCUCCAUUAGUUUUUCGUAGAAAGUUUCUCACAUUUAACUUCGCCAUUAACACAGCAGCUCACAGAACAAGAAACCCCAACAGCCUCUCCUCCACUUUUUCCAAAAAAUUUAAAAACGAAUUCUCGAAAAACCAAAACCUCUCACCCCCCUUAUACGAAAGGAUAAAUCGCUUGGAAAAAGAAACCAACUUCUCCAUUCCAAAAAAAGUUCUCCCAUGGUUUAACACUACUACCCCACCGUGGACUCAACAAGCGAUAAAUACCAACUUAAACCUGACCAAACAUCCAAAAACAGAAACACCACCAGCACUGAUACUAGCCGAAUUUAACUGCAUCAUUAAAUCGUACCAAAAUUAUUCCAUCAUCUACACCGACGCAUCUAAGUCAGACAACAGAAUAGGAGCAGCAAUUAUCACCCCAAAAAGCAAACGGAAGUUCCGCCUGCCUGCAUUGUGCAGCACGUUCACAGCAGAAAUCUACGCAAUUUUACAAGCCAUUAACUACAUAGCAUUACAUCAACAAGAAAACUAUGUGAUAUGCACAGACUCCCUCAGCUCUAUCUUAAUCCUAAGACAAAUAUACCCCAAAAACCCACUCGUCCAAGAAAUUCGAAGAAAAAUCGAUAACUUGUCCAAUUCAAUAAUUUUCCUAUACACACCAUCACAUAUCGGAAUCCCUGGGAAUGAGGAUGCAGAUAGAACAGCUAAAGAAGCUACAACACAAAACACACCAAUCACAGAUUUGUUCCUGCCAAACGACCUAAAGAACCAGUUUCGGAAAAUCAUCAACAACCAAUGGCAGGAGAAAUGGAAUCCGACAGACACUCAUCUUAAACAAGUGAAACCCCUAACACAACCCACUUUGCCUAUACCCACAAAACGAAGAUCUCAGGUCAUAAUCAACAGACUACGGCUAGGACACACACGAAUGACACAUCGCUUCCUAAUCACCCGCGAAGACCCUCCUAGCUGCGACACAUGUCAAACAAGAUUAACAGUCGAACACCUUCUCUUCAGAUGUCCAGAUUACACAGCACAGAGAAACAUGCUGUACAGCUCCAACACAAAUUCCUUAAAAGCACUGACCGACAUCGAGAGUUGCAAAGAAAUCGUGAAAUUUAUAACCAACAACCAAAUCACAAUAUGA
This is a messenger RNA of Photinus pyralis (common eastern firefly), 1923 nucleotides long. RefSeq lists its product as uncharacterized. The transcript has a single exon. The record is from RefSeq and is a predicted model, not a curated record. Lineage: Eukaryota; Metazoa; Arthropoda; Insecta; Coleoptera; Lampyridae. Gene Ontology annotation, molecular function: RNA-DNA hybrid ribonuclease activity; nucleic acid binding. The coding region runs from base 1 to 1923 and encodes 640 amino acids.